CGAGACCGAGCAUAUCUUUAAUUACCGUGAUCACUGCUGGCGGAAUACGACAUAUAAUAGUGAUUAUAAUAUCAAUUUUGUAAAAAUGGCUGAUCUCACCGCUCAUGUAUUAUUCGCGCUUGCGAAUAUUAUAGCUGAAGAUAUCAAUUGUGCUUUUAUAUUUAUAUAAAUAACCAUAACUGCAUGUCGUAUUGCUGUUAGCAGUAAUCACGAUAGUUAAAGACAUGUUCGGCCCCCGAAAUUCUGGCCCUCGUAGAGAUACGCGUCAAGAGCCUGGAAAUGGUGCGCUCAUCUACACUAUUCUACACCGAAAAAAGAUUCAAUUAAUGAGUAUCAAUGUACAAGGAACAAUCUGCCCUAAAAAGGCUUCUUCCACGUUCAGUUGUGAGGAGCAUGUCGCGUCAAUGUUUUGCUUUGGGUAGGAUAAAUUUCAUACAUGACAAUUGGUGAAACACAUGCUAUCGUCAAAUCGCACGAUGCAACAGGAAUCAGAGUCUAACCAUGUGACAGUAUGGAAUCCGUCUGAUAUUUUUCAUCCUGUACAUUGUCAGUACGCAGUUCUUGUGCUGAAUCGACCUAUAUUAUGGAAACCACAGCAAAUGCUUUCAAUUUGGGAGAAAGCUCGGAUUACUGUCACUGUGGACGGUGGAACAACUAGAUGGCUGAAAUACUUAGAGGACAUAGGGAUAAAUAUAUUGAAUGGUCAGUACAAGAAAUAUGUGCCUGAUCUUAUUACGGGAGAUAUGGAUAGCACUUCAGAAAGCGUGUUUAGGAAGCUGGAAAGUAUGGGUUCUAUUGUCGUCGAAACACCUGACCAAAAUCAUACAGACUUCACUAAGGCCUUGGUGCAAGUCAAAGAGUAUGCUAGAUUGAAAAAUAUAAAUUUGGAAAAAAUAUAUGUGUUUGUGGAAACAACAGGAAGGUUUGAUCACAUCAUUGGUAACGCCAACACGUUGUACAAAAGCAAAAUGCUUGUGGGAAAUAUCAAGGUAAUACAAGUUGCAUCCAAUUCCUUUACAUGGAUAUUAAGGUGUGGUAUGCAUAAGAUAAAUAUACCAGAGAGACUAGUGCAGUGCAAAUCUUGGUGCAGUCUAAUGCCACUUGGGUUUCCAGUUAAAUGUAUCUCAACGACCGGCUUAAAGUGGAAUUUAAAUAAGGCGUCUUUAACAUUCGGUGGUUUGGUUAGCACAUCGAAUACAUACGAUAAUUGUGUGGUGACAGUGAAUACAGACACACCAGUAACAUGGUCUAUGGGUAUCGAGCACUUUAGAGAAACUGUAAAUGAUCAUGAGUCGUCGUAAUGUUAUUUUCAAAGUAGAUAAUAGACAAGAACUUUGUAAUAGCUCUACCUCUAUUUGCAAUAGCUCUACCUCUAUGUACAUACGUGUACAUACAUGUAACUUAGGUGUACAUACGUAUACUUACAUGUACUUACCUGUACAUACAUUCCUGCUUAAAUGAUAUUUAGUGAAAUACUAUAUAUUAAAAAAAGUAAUUCAUAUUUGUUGGAUUGCCAUUUCAUUAUUUGACAAAAAAAAUUAAAGUUACAUAUGACACAUCUCUAGUUGUGAUAAGAAUGUAAAGAUCUGAAAUAAAGUUAAGAUUUUUAGAAAAAAUUA
Molecule: messenger RNA, 1619 nt
Organism: Odontomachus brunneus
Lineage: Eukaryota; Metazoa; Arthropoda; Insecta; Hymenoptera; Formicidae
Product: thiamin pyrophosphokinase 1
Exons: 6
Coding region: 456-1301 (281 amino acids)
Biological process (GO): thiamine diphosphate biosynthetic process; thiamine metabolic process
Molecular function (GO): ATP binding; thiamine binding; thiamine diphosphokinase activity
Source: RefSeq, a predicted model, not a curated record